Molecule: messenger RNA, 1139 nt
Organism: Jatropha curcas
Lineage: Eukaryota; Viridiplantae; Streptophyta; Magnoliopsida; Malpighiales; Euphorbiaceae
Source: RefSeq, a predicted model, not a curated record
UAUCAAUAAGAUUAAAAUGCCUAUUCUACAACUAGGUUAUCCUUCAAAUAAAAUGCGCCAUCCUCUGAUUUGUAGCAUUAAUUAAUUAUAUUUUACACAUAUUCUUUGUAUUCAAGUUCAACCCGUAAAAGAAGGAAGGAAUUAAUUAAUUAUAUUUAUAUGCUUCUUCACCAUUUUGUUCCCCAUAACUUCUCCUGUGCAGUUGUUUUCAGUUCUCUCAGCCUCCAUUUCAUCUAAAGCUCAUAAACUUGAUUAAACUCUUCAAAGUUUCAAUCUUUCUGCUGCCAUUUCUCUUGAAUCACAUCGUUUUCGAUCUGGCUUAUAUUUGAAUUGCCAUUUAGAUCAUUUUUUCACCCCCUUUGUUUCUUUUUGCUGAUUUCUUUUGCAAACCACUGAUAGAAACGAAAACCCAUUUGUUUCUUGGGGUUUUUAUAUAUUUCCUUGAUUGAGUUUUGGGUCAACAAAGAUGCAAAUUAAUGGACAUACUUUUUAAGGAAUCUUUAGUUGUUUAAGAUUUCGUUUCAUUCAACUUUACAAUAUGGGUAGAGGUAGAGGGAAAGGGAAGAAGCAGACUGUUAUUGCUUCACAUGAAGAUCCUAGUAUCGGUGAAGAUGACCAAGUUCCAGCUUAUAAAAGAAGAGGAAGGCCAACAAAGCCAUUGAAGGAUGAUACUGAAGAAGGAGAGGAAGAAGCUGCAGAGAUCAAAGAAGAUGACAAGGAUGUGAAUGAUUCAAUCUCUAAUAAAGAUGCGAAAAGUCUUGCUGCUACUGAAAAUGGACAGAAAAGGAAGAGGCCUGGACAUACCAGUGAAAAUGCAGAUUCUGUCAAAGAGGAAAAUGAUGUUAGAACAAAAUUGAGUACUGAUAAUUCAGCAGUGAGUGGUAGAUUCCAACAAAAUGGGAGCCGGCGCAAAAACAAGCCUAGAAGAGCUGCUGAAGCUGUUGUUGAGUGCAUGUAAUGUUCAAUUUUGUUGUUCAAAUGGUUGCAUACUAUCUUUCUCCAUGGGAUAAAUCCAUAUUAUGCUUACAGAGCUUAUAGUCUUACAUUUAAGUUUUAGGUAUUUAUUUUGUUAUUUGCUGCUUGUUUUUGUAAUUGCUGAUUCAAUUUCUUGAUUCAUAUAAUCCUCCAGUCUUGUGCUA